GCAGAAGAGGCCGAGGAUGAGAGAGAGGGAGAGAGAGCCAAGAGCAGCAGCAGCAGCAGCCGCUUCUUGGGCCGCCGCCGCCUCCUCCGAAGCUCCGAGCGAAGCGGCCACCGAAGCUUUUCCCUCUCAGGGCCGCCGGGAGGAAGCGCCCGUCAUGGUCCCGGGGAGGGGGAAGAGAGAGACGGACAGGAACAACAACAAUAACAACAUCCGCUCUCCGGCGCCGCGGCAGCCACUGACUGGGAAGCCGAGGGCGCCAAGCCCCGCCCCUUUCCUCGCCGCGCGGCGCUCUCGCAGGAGCACGCACGCACGCGCGAGAGCGAGGGAGCGAGCGCACGCCGGCCUGAGACAGCGAGGCCGCCGCGGAGGCCCCCGAAGCGCACGCGCCGCGCUCGCGCUGCUGUUUGAACAGAGGUGCGGCCAACGGCGGCCGCGCGGCUGCUAGUAAGCAAUAUACCACUGGCAUACAGUCUUGCAUUUUGCCAUAGCAAUCCAUAUAAAUCCAGAGGUGUCCAGUUGUUCCUUUUCCUGUCCUGUUCACAAAACAAUAAAUUUCCUUCAAAUUCUA
Molecule: messenger RNA, 568 nt
Organism: Podarcis raffonei (Aeolian wall lizard)
Lineage: Eukaryota; Metazoa; Chordata; Lepidosauria; Squamata; Lacertidae
Product: scavenger receptor class F member 2-like
Exons: 2
Coding region: 17-445 (142 amino acids)
Source: RefSeq, a predicted model, not a curated record